Molecule: messenger RNA, 480 nt
Organism: Gongylonema pulchrum
Lineage: Eukaryota; Metazoa; Nematoda; Chromadorea; Rhabditida; Gongylonematidae
Source: the annotation of a GenBank genome assembly
AUGAAAUAUCCGUAUCCGGACUAUUUGGAUGGAGCAUCGAAGAAAGCGUUGGAAUCGUUUGACAUGAUCAGAAUGAACAAAACUGCCACAAAAGCGCAAAAGCAAAUGAUGCUCGACGAAUGGGCCAAAAUGCAAGGCAACGACACUGUUUUGGCAGGCUACAUGGAGAGCAAAGAUGAAAUGAUGAAAAUGGGCCAGGAAACAAUGACAAAAAUUGAAAAUUCAAAACUAAGUGAUGAGGCGAAAAUGGCGGCAGUCAGGAUAGCCAAAUUGGAGAUGCAACAGGAUCUCACCGAUGAGGAGAUGUCGGCUAAAUAUUUGCGAAUUUUGCAAAGCUUAAAACCGGAAGUGCGCAAAGAACUCCGUAUGUUCAUGGACAUGCAGCAGAUGGAUAUGGUGCACAAGAUGAUGGCGGCGAUGGAUAGUACAAAUCGGAUGAACAUGAUGAUGAUGAUGACGACGAUGACCACCAUGUCCUAA